Messenger RNA from Salvia splendens (bonfire salvia), 1808 nucleotides. Its product is annotated as QWRF motif-containing protein 6. The transcript has 6 exons. Gene Ontology annotation, molecular function: microtubule binding. The coding region runs from base 135 to 1535 and encodes 466 amino acids. Gene Ontology annotation, biological process: spindle assembly. Gene Ontology annotation, cellular component: nuclear microtubule; cytoplasm. The record is from RefSeq and is a predicted model, not a curated record. NCBI's taxonomy places the organism in Eukaryota, Viridiplantae, Streptophyta, Magnoliopsida, Lamiales, Lamiaceae.
CUCUCUUUUCGCUUCUUACAGUGAGGUUAUCGUCUUCCUCUACUCCAAUCAUCGCCAAAUCCUUCAACUUGCAGGUUUUCACGAUUCAAAACGAAGAUUAACAAAGGAUUAAAAACAAAAUUUGCGAGAGAAUCAUGGCAGACCUUACCGGCGGAGCCGCAUCGUCGCCGACACAGCGCCGGCCAAGAGUGAGAGAAGUGAGCUCACGGUUCAUGUCUCCUCUAGUCCAAUCCAAUUCGACUCCUCACCCUUCCGAUUUUCCCCGCGCCAAAUCCGCACACCGCCGCAAUCCGUCCAAAAACGAUGAGAAUUUCAACCCGGAGCCAAACCGCGGCGGAUUGGACAAAUUUCCUGCGCCUAUCUCAACCAUACAGAGAAAACAGCACCAGCAACGGUUGAAUUCGAAAGAUCACCAUCUCCGAGAGGUUAGGGUUUCGUCGAGACCAGACACGCCUAUCGCAAUAGAGAGAGAAAGAAUUGUUCCGUCCCGAUUCAGGCAAAGCGUCAGCCGUUCGAAUUCGCUGAGCAGUAGCAGUGACGGAUGCUCCGCCGUCACUGCGGCGGCGAGGCUGCUGCAGGAGGCGACGUCCGAUGCAGAGAAGCGGUUUUCCAGGAUUUCCACAUCCAGCUUCGAUGAUUCGGCUUCCUGCACCACCGCCACCGCUUCGAAUCAGGGGAGCUCCUCGUGCCCUAAUUCGCCCCACUGUGCGCCGGUGACCAAGAUGCGGAGCGCAACAACAGAUGUGCGCUCUUCUGUGCCGGAUAUGGAUCGGAAUUUGGAGAAUUCCGGCAAGGAUUGUGCGCGAUCACUGAAUUUCUCGUCUCUCUCGAAGAUCGGAGGAGGAGGCGUUUCACGGCCUCCGCAUCCUUCGUCGUUGAAUUCGAGGAAAGGAAGGAAGGUGUCUAAUCAUCUGGAUGAAGUGCAUUCCUUCAAAAUGAUGAUUAACCACUUUCUGCAGUAUCGAUUUGCGAAUGCAAAGGCAGAGGUUUCCCUUCAAGCCCAGAAGCAGGAAACAGAGAGGAAUUUCUGUUCACUUGGUGCCAUGAUAUUGGAUAAGCGCGAUGAAGUGAAAAAGAAACGCAUUGAAUUUGCAGUCCUGCGAAGAUUGAAGACUUUGAAUACAGUAGUUGAAGCUCAAAUGCCAUAUCUGGAGGACUGGUCUAGUAUGGAAGUGGAUUACUCAAAUUGUCUCUCAGGUGCAGCAAACGCGUUACUGAGCUCCUCAGUUAGACUUCCAGUUAGUGGCGAUGUGCGGGCUGAUGUCCGGGAGAUAGAGGAAGCUCUAAGCUCAGCCUCGAAGGUGGUUGAGUCCAUAAAUUCUCAAAUUCAGAGAUUUGCCCACAUGGCUGAAGGAAUUGAAAAUUUGGUGUCUGAAGUAUCUCGGAUGGCAAAUGGAGAGAAAGCUCUAACUGAGGAGUGUGGAUAUCUGCUCUCCAAAACUUACUCUUCUCAGGUGAUCGAUUGCAGUCUAAGGGGAGCUCUAAUGCAGUUUAACGACAGCAACAAUCAUCCACCCCAUAAGAGUGAAGAAUGAGCUUCUUCUUCAUAUGAGUUCAGAUCAUCACUCAAAUGUGUAGGAGUAUUAUUUUCUCUGAAAAAAGUGUAAUUCUUUUUUAUAUUCUUUGUAAAUGUACUCAAAUCUUCAUAGGAUGUCGAAGGAUUGAAUUUUGCACACUUUGCAAAAAUCAUCAUCAACUCUUUGUAAAUGUAUUCUUUUGGUUGAGAAAACUAAGAAUCUAGUGUUUUCGCCAUACCAUAAACGAUGUUAAGUCAAUUUUUUGAUGUGUAAAUUUGCUUUCCCGUGGUA